AUGUCUUCGCUCUUCGAGGCUGUCCUUCAGUCCGAGGCCGAAUCGAAUGGAGGCCCCCGCGCACAAUGGCCUCAAUCAGACCACCCUUCAAGCUCUCGCCCACAACUGCCCUCAGAGAGCAAUGGGCCGAUGAGCGAUAUGCAAGCCCUGCCAGAUGACGAAGUUGUCGGCACAGCAAACGGUGCCGUCAACCGUCUGCGGAAUCCGUAUGCAACUGCGCCGACCCCAGUGCGUGAUGUGGCUGGCGAGAAGGUGCAGCAAGCCUUUGAAGAAUUGCUAGAGACCUUUAUCGAAGACCCAAUGUCCUCGGCGCCCCCUCCAUCCUCGGGCCAGUACUUCAGCGACAAGUACUACAUCGCACAAAUCCAUGGAAUGUCGCGAUUCGAGCUUUCCACGCUGUAUGUGGAUUACACCCAUCUGACCUCAGCCGACAACCAGAUUUUGGCAGAUGCCAUUGCAAACCAAUAUUACCGCUUUCAGCCAUUCCUGAUUCGAGCUCUUCACAAUCUCAUUGCCAAGUAUGAGCCUGAAUAUUUUGCGUCCCACCGCCAGCCGAGCAGCAAUUCCUCGCAGCCUAGUGCGUCGGUCGCUGCCGCCAAUGCAAGCGCCAGCGAUACCCAGAGUGGGGAGCGAUCAAUGCAACAAAAGACACGCCACCAGCAGACCGACAGAGUGUUCUCAUUGGCAUUCUAUAAUCUGCCGCUUGUUUCCCGGCUGCGCCAAUUGCGAACAUCACACAUUGGAAAACUACUUUCUAUCUCCGGAACCGUGACGAGAACAUCGGAGAUUCGGCCAGAGCUGUCUUCAGGCACGUUCAUCUGCGAGGCAUGCAGAACGCCAUGCCCUAAUAUCGAGCAGACAUUCAAAUAUACCGAGCCCUCUCAAUGCCCCAACACAACCUGUGGAAACCGCGUGGGUUGGCGGCUUGACAUUGGCAAAAGUACUUUCGUUGACUGGCAAAAAAUAAAAUUGCAAGAGUCGUCUCAUGAGAUCCCCACAGGCAGUAUGCCUCGUACAAUGGAUAUCAUUGUCCGAGGAGAAAUGGUCGAUAGAGCAAAGGCCGGUGAAAAGUGUAUCUUCACGGGUACGUUGAUUGUCGUUCCUGAUGUCAGCCAACUCGGCUUGCCAGGUGUACGGCCAGAGGCAAACCGCGACAACGGCGCGUUCCGAGGUGGUGACGUUGGAGGAGGAGGGGUUUCUGGUCUCAAGUCUCUGGGUGUGAGAGACUUGACUUAUCGUCUUGCUUUCCUCGCUUGCAUGAUCACACCCGACUUGACAACCCCUGGCCAGCCAACCAACCAGCAGCUUAGUGGACAGUCUCAUAACAUUUUGGCUUCACUGAAUCAGCACGAUCAAUCGUUUGACGAUGAUGAGCAUGCGCAAGAGGCUUUGCUGCAGACCAUGACCCCGGCCGAGGUUCAGGAACUGAAACAGUUGGUCGAGAGUGAGCACGUCUACCAACGGUUAGUGAACUCGCUAGCCCCCAUGAUAUAUGGCCAUCAAUCGAUCAAGAAGGGUCUGCUUUUGCAAUUGAUUGGAGGUGUUAGUAAAAGCACGGAGCAAGAAGGCAUGCAACUCCGUGGUGAUAUCAACAUCUGUAUUGUUGGCGAUCCCUCGACAAGCAAGAGCCAGUUUCUAAAGUACAUCUGUUCCCUCCACCCACGAGCUGUGUAUACUAGCGGUAAAGCUUCAUCGGCUGCUGGUUUGACUGCUUCGGUUGUCAAAGACCCGGAGACUGGAGAAUUCACUAUCGAGGCCGGUGCCUUGAUGUUGGCUAACGGAGGAGGUAUAUGUGCUAUCGACGAAUUCGACAAAAUGGAUCUUGUGGACCAGGUCGCCAUUCACGAAGCUAUGGAGCAGCAGACGAUUUCGAUUGCCAAAGCCGGAAUCCACACAACUCUCAAUGCGCGAGCAUCCAUUCUCGCUGCAGCGAACCCUAUCGGUGGUCGGUAUAACCCAAAGACUACACUGCGAGCCAAUCUGAAUUUGAGUGCUCCUAUCAUGAGUCGUUUUGACUUGUUCUUCAUUGUUCGCGAUGAGCCUAAUGAGCAAGUUGACCGCAACCUGGCCACCCACAUUGUCAAUGUCCACAUGAACAGAGAUGAAGCUGUUGAACCCGAGAUUAGCACCGAGCUGUUGCAGCGCUAUAUUCGACUGGCGCGUACCUUCAAGCCUGUCUUUACCGAAGAGGCAAAGGCGGUUUUGGUCGAAAAGUACAAGGAGCUGAGGGCCAAUGAUGCUCAAGGAGGAAUCGGAAGAUCCUCAUACCGCAUCACUGUGCGUCAGCUGGAAUCGCUCAUCCGUCUUUCCGAGGCUGUAGCCAGAGCAAACUGUGUCGAGGAGAUUCUUCCGCGGUUUGUGCGUGAAGCGUUCAACCUUCUUCGCCAGAGUAUCAUCACUGUUGAGAAAGAUGAUAUCGAUGUCGAAGACGAGGCCGAUGAAGAAGCUGCUGCUGUUGCUGCCGCCGCCGCUCAUCAGGAUGGCGACGAUGAAAUGGCAGAAACUCGUGACCGCGACGGCGACAGCCCCAUGGGCGAUGAGGAAGAAGCAGCUACAACGACCACCCGCCAAAAGACAAAGAUUACAUACGACAAAUACAUGAAGAUCCUCAACCUCCUCGUCCGUCGUAUCAACGAAGACGAAGCGAAAAACGGCGAAGGUGUCGAGCAAGACGAGCUGGUGACGUGGUACUUGGAACGCAUCGAGUCUGAGAUGAACUCGCAGGAUGAUCUGAACAGGGAGCGCGAGCUUGCGCACAAGGUGUUGAAGCGGAUGGUCAAGGACAACAUCCUCAUGCCUAUUCGUGGCCAGGGCCUGACGAAUGAAGACCAACCGGAGGAUUCUACGAACAGAGUCAUCUACGUGCUUCAUCCCAACUGCGCGCUCGAGGAAAUAGAACUGUAA
This is a messenger RNA of Talaromyces rugulosus, 2904 nucleotides long. RefSeq lists its product as uncharacterized. Gene Ontology annotation, cellular component: MCM complex; nucleus. Bases 1 to 2904 code for a protein of 967 amino acids. The record is from RefSeq and is a predicted model, not a curated record. Gene Ontology annotation, molecular function: single-stranded DNA binding; single-stranded 3'-5' DNA helicase activity; ATP binding. The transcript has 4 exons. NCBI's taxonomy places the organism in Eukaryota, Fungi, Ascomycota, Eurotiomycetes, Eurotiales, Trichocomaceae. Gene Ontology annotation, biological process: mitotic DNA replication; double-strand break repair via break-induced replication; DNA replication initiation.